AUGAAGCUCGACGCCAGGCUACUGCGAUACAUGUCGCAAGAAGAAUUCAGAGUUCUCACUGCUACUGAAAUGGGAAGCAGGAAUCAUGAAGUGGUCCCUACUUCACUCAUUGCCUCUAUUGCUGGACUCAGAACUGGUGGAGCCCACAAAGCUAUUUCGGAACUGGCAAAGAACAACCUCAUUGCCAAAGUUCAAAACACAAAAUAUGACGGAUAUCGAUUGACUUAUGGAGGAUAUGACUAUUUGGCUCUAAAAUCCUUGUCUAAACGAGGAACUGUGUAUUCUGUCGGCAACCAAAUAGGUGUAGGAAAAGAAUCAGAUAUUUACAUUGUCGCCGAUGAGGAAGGGAAUCAGAGAGUCCUCAAGCUGCAUAGGCUCGGUCGAAUAUCGUUUCGCAGUGUCAAGUCGAAACGUGACUACCUCAAAAAUCGCAAAACUACAUCAUGGUUGUAUCUUGCUCGUUUGGCUGCUGCCAAAGAGUUCACUUUUAUGAAGGUGCUGCAUGAGCAUGGAUUUCCAGUCCCUCAACCAAUUGAUUGUAAUCGACAUUGUAUUGUUAUGAGUUUGAUUGAUGCUGUACCGUUAUAUCAAGUAAAGGAGAUUGGAGAUGCUGGCAAGCUGUAUUCGACACUAAUGGAUUUGAUUGUUCGAUUGGCUCGUUACGGUCUCAUACACGGAGAUUUUAACGAGUUCAAUCUCUUGAUUGCCUCGAAUGGAGACCCAAUAAUUAUUGAUUUCCCACAAAUGGUGUCUACAUCGCAUCGAAAUGCUGAAAUGUAUUUCAAUCGCGACGUUGAAUGUAUAAGGACAUUCUUCAAGAGACGGUUCCACUACGAAUCUGUCUUGUUUCCUAAAUUGUCGGUUGAUGCUGCUACCAAAGAAAUGCAGCUUGAUGUUGUAGUUGCUGCUAGUGGAUUUACUAGAAAGGAGCAAGAAUUACUAGAGCAGGCUCAAGAACUGCAGGAUGUUGAAAGUCAACAAGGAUCCGGUGAAGAGGAUUCUGAAAGUCAGGUUGAAGAAGGUAGUGGAUCCGAGGAAGAGGCUGUGAUAGGGGAAGGAGAAACUGCCGAGCCUUCUCUGAAGAGUGUAACGGACUCUGAAGAUGAAGGUGAUGCGCAGGAGGAGAAUCCAGAGUCAGUGGUGGUAGAAGGCCACGAAGAGCUCACGCCUUCUGAGAGUAUAGAGCCGCACACGACUGCUCGCUCUCAUACUACUACCGCCCCAGCCCGUAACGUCUUUAGUUCCUCACGGGCUAAAGUUCAAGUCAAGGGCAAUAGGAAUAAGGGCCGUAAUAAGAAUAAGACGAAAGUUACCAACGCAGAUUUUUAG
Synchytrium microbalum is the source of this 1329-nucleotide messenger RNA. RefSeq lists its product as uncharacterized. Gene Ontology annotation, cellular component: nucleus; preribosome, small subunit precursor; cytosol. Gene Ontology annotation, molecular function: protein serine/threonine kinase activity; ATP binding. Gene Ontology annotation, biological process: protein phosphorylation; maturation of SSU-rRNA. The record is from RefSeq and is a predicted model, not a curated record. The transcript has 9 exons. Lineage: Eukaryota; Fungi; Chytridiomycota; Chytridiomycetes; Synchytriales; Synchytriaceae. Bases 1 to 1329 code for a protein of 442 amino acids.